AUGAGCCUGAGGAAUCAAAGCAGCACGGGGCAGGUGACAGAAUUCAUCUUAAUGGGCUUCCAGUUUCCGAAAACCUUGGAAACCUUAAUUUUUGUGGUGCUCCUUGUUGUUUUACUCUUAACGAUAGCUGGGAACAUCACCAUCAUCAUACUGGUAUGCUUGGACCAACGCCUCCAAACCCCCAUGUACUUCUUCCUCUGCAACCUCUCCUUCUUGGAGAUCUUCUUUGUCUUGACCAUCACUCCCAAGAUGCUGGUGAACCUGCUGUCAUUGAACAAAACCAUCUCGGUUGUCGCCUGCUUCACUCAGUGUUAUUUCUAUUUCUUCCUUGGGAGCUGCGAAGUCAUCCUGAUUGGCAUAAUGGCAUUUGACCGCUAUAUUGCCAUCUGCCACCCACUCCGGUACACCGUCAUCAUGAAUGGCCGUGUCUGCACUAAUUUGAUGCUAGGAUGCUGGUUUGGUGCGUUCAUUAAUCCAUUUCCUCCCUUGAUUUUGAUGACUCAAUUGUCCUUCUGUGAUUCUAAUGUCAUAGACCAUUUCUUCUGUGACUAUGCUCCAAUUGUAAAGCUUUCGUGCAAUGAUGUCCAUGCUCUCCUGGCCCUGGAGGGCAUCCUGUCCGGAUUUUUCCUUCUCAGCUCAUUGUUUGUCACUUGUGUCUCUUAUCUCUUCAUUAUUGCCACCAUCGUGCGUAUGCGCUCCACCAAGGGUCGACAAAAGACCUUUUCGACCUGUGCUUCCCACAUCACAGUUGCUUCCAUCUUCUAUGGCAGUGACAUCUUCAUGUACUCCUUGCCCAGCCAUGGACGUUCUCGAGACGUCCAGCAGGCAGUUGCCGUACUCACUGCAGUAGUUACCCCAUUAUUAAACCCCUUUAUCUAUACGUUGAGGAAUGAAAAGUUCAAGGAGGCCUUAAAGGACAGCCUGAAGAGGAGGAAACUUUCAUUGUGA
This is a messenger RNA of Elgaria multicarinata webbii, 948 nucleotides long. Its product is annotated as olfactory receptor 6M1-like. The transcript has a single exon. NCBI's taxonomy places the organism in Eukaryota, Metazoa, Chordata, Lepidosauria, Squamata, Anguidae. The record is from RefSeq and is a predicted model, not a curated record. The coding region runs from base 1 to 948 and encodes 315 amino acids. Gene Ontology annotation, biological process: G protein-coupled receptor signaling pathway. Gene Ontology annotation, molecular function: olfactory receptor activity; G protein-coupled receptor activity. Gene Ontology annotation, cellular component: membrane.